Molecule: messenger RNA, 1893 nt
Organism: Momordica charantia (bitter melon)
Lineage: Eukaryota; Viridiplantae; Streptophyta; Magnoliopsida; Cucurbitales; Cucurbitaceae
Gene: PRD3
Product: putative recombination initiation defects 3
Biological process (GO): microsporogenesis; chromosome organization involved in meiotic cell cycle; meiotic DNA double-strand break formation
Cellular component (GO): nucleus
Source: RefSeq, a predicted model, not a curated record
CUUGGUUCGAGAUUCGUGAUCGUUCUUCUACCUUACACGCCUGCAGUUUUGGCCGAAGAGUUUAAGCGUAUUUGGUUUAUCAGUCUCCGCGCGGAGAGUGUUUCGAUCAAAUGCGGCUGAAGAUCAACAAGGCCUGCGAUCUCAGCUCUAUCUCUGUUCUUCCUCCUCAAUCCAGGAGGUCAAAUGCACCUACUGGGCAGCAAGCACCACAGUUGCGAUCACAACCUUCGCAACAAUCCUUUUCACAGGGACUGUCAUCUCAGCACGGCAUGUAUUCUCAGCUCUCGCAGAACUCUUUUGACGAAGUCGUGACAAAUGAUCAGAGAUUUAGCUCUCAAGACCGAGAAAACUCAAUUAAGAAGAAUUCAUUUUUUCCUCCUCUAAGUUAUUCCAGAGAAGAUUGCCAAUUGCCACUCUCUAGAUCUUCUACCAGUCUAGUACAAAAAUGGAAAUCAACUCCUCUUCCGGACUCUAAGUGUCAAGUUGGUGAAGAACUUGACCGCCGCAUUGGAAACAUAGAAAACUCAUUAAGCAAGUUUGGAAUGAUCUUGGAUUCUCUUCACAGUGAUGUCCUGCAACUAAACAAAGGAGUGAAGCAAGUUUCUCUGGAUGUGGAGGGCAUAUGGCAAAAGAUGACUGUUCACAGUAGCUCACUGCAGUCCGUGAACAAAGAGCAAGAUGACAUUAGAGCUACCCUUGAUGGAGGCUUCAAAGUGAUAUCUGAUCAACUAAAGAAGGAUGCAUACCAAGAAAAGCUACAUGAGAUUUCCGAUGUUCUUUCUGCGUUGGGAAAGCAAGUACAAGCAUCUCUACUGAAAUUAAAAGAUGACGUCGUCAGCACAUUCACACAAGAAAUGAAGGCAAUGAAUUGUGCCUUGAAGAACCCAUCACAGAAAUUUCCACCAAACUCUAUUCGAUCACCUGAGAGUAGCGGUUGUUUGGUUGUUCCACAGAAAAAGCGGCAGCGAUGUAAAAUCCAAUCUGCGUCUCCAAAUGUUUGCAUUCGAGCACCUGCAGUACAAAACGAGGAAGUGGGAGGUUGGAAAUCAGUAAAAGUUUCAAAGGCUUUCUGCACUAAUAGUGUGGUGAGAAAGGAAGAUGCAAAGAAAGCAAUUCCAUUUUCUGAACAGCAGUGCCUGGUGCUGGGAACAGAAUAUAGAGUUAUUGUUGAUUCCGAUGAGGAGAUCGGAAGAAGUUUCUCCUGCUUAAUUGAAGAGAAGAAAACAGGUGAAGAUGUAGGUUACUACUCCAUAGAAGAUGCCAAGGAAGAAACUGAAAGAAUUUUAAGGAAAGCAAGAAGGCAGAAAAGGAAAUGGUGCAAUCCUAUAAUUAUUAACUGAAGGUGCAAGAUGGCUCAGCACGAUCAAGUUUCAGGAUGUAAAGGCGCGGCCUUUCUUCUAGGCUGUGGCUUGAAAGUUCCAUUUGCAAUAUCAAAAUCUUCAGCAGUGAGGAAAAGCAUCCAAAGCCCCACCAAGGAACCCUAUGCCUUGACGCAAGAGCCUACCCACCCACCCACAUCCAACGUCCAAAAAAUUAAAGAAAAAAAAAGGUGAAGCAACAGGUAAAAAGAGCAACCCUGCCCCCUCUGGUGCUGUUGCCAUCCAAAGUACCUCUCUCUACCUCUCUCUCUUUCUUGUUUUGGUGUUUGGGCUGGGGGUCCUCCUGUCUUUUUGCCUUUUUACCCAUCUAACUGAAGUGAAAUCUGGUAGAUUACAUUAUACCUCCCUCUCUCUUGUUGGUGGUUGGGCUAGGGGUCCUCUUGUUUUAUUUCUUUUCUUGUUCGUUUCUUUACCAAGGUGAUUGACAAGUGAUAGGACUUAAAUCUUGAUAUGCUACUUAUAUAUAUACACGAUAUUAGGGCGGGACGGGUUUGAGAAUGCACUUUCUGAUUUC